GCAACGAUAGCAUCGAAGCACUAUAAAUAAUGGCAGCUGAUGCGAACAGAAAUCAGUACCAGCAACAGUACCAGAGCUCCCAUCAGCAUUCACGGAUACCCCAAACCCAGCAGCCCCAAUAUGAAAGUAUUUGCCCUUACCCUGCUCUGCCUGGCAGCCGUGGCCCAGGCUCAUGUCAGCUACAAGCUGCAGUGCGCCCGCGGGGAGAUUGGCAUCCGCUGGCCCAGCUACCACAGCAACUCGGAGUACUAUGUGUGCCAGGGUGUCUACGGCAGCCAGCUGACCAUCCACUGCCCGGCCGGUGAGGUCUUCACCUUUGUGCUGCAGCAGUGCGCCGCUCCCUCCCACUACAUUCCAGCGCCACCAAUCGAUGUCCUGCCCACGGCUGCACCCAUCACCAUGACCGUCGUGGAUGAUGCACCGCCAGUGAUGGGCCCCGCUGUGUCCACCUCUGCACACAAUAACUACGAGCAGAACGAGACCAACGAGCACCACGCCGAGCACUUCGAGCACCACGAACACCACGAACAUCACGAGCACGAGCACCAGCCCGAGGAGCAGGUUAUCGUUCACCCGAUUCCCCCGACCCCAGCACCCGAGCCACCAGUUGUGGACUCUGCCCUCAAGCCCGCUGUUGCUCCAAUGCCCCAGAAGGGCAGCGGCGUGAAGAAGCCAGUUGUGCCAGUGCCCGCCAAGAAGCCCGUGGCUGCGGCCAAGAAGCCAGUGGCUCCCGUACCCUCAAAGACCGCCAAGAAGCCAACACCACCCAGCAAGGCCCAGAAGAAGACAGAAACUGCCUAAGAGCAGGCCCAAUCUCCAUCGUUACAGCAAGCGGAAAUUCCAUUCACAACUCAGAAAAUAGCAAAUAAAAAAAUUAACUAAAUAUCCAACUGCAAAA
Messenger RNA from Drosophila subobscura, 898 nucleotides. RefSeq names its product peritrophin-55. Gene Ontology annotation, molecular function: chitin binding. The record is from RefSeq and is a predicted model, not a curated record. The transcript has 2 exons. Lineage: Eukaryota; Metazoa; Arthropoda; Insecta; Diptera; Drosophilidae. The coding region runs from base 40 to 801 and encodes 253 amino acids.